UCAGCAAAAGUAGGGGAACCGAAGCUGAUGGUCGCCUGUCUCAGCCUGUCUGGCUCUCCACACCCGCUCCGAAGCUGCUCUCCACAAAUAUGCUUCGAUUCCAGGAGACAAUGUGCUCCCGCAUCACUCUCGACACAUCACACCGGCCCACUUUCUUGAUAUCCUGAUAUCGAAUCCCUCAAUUGCUCCCCCCCGUCCAGCAUCCUCCACCAUGCCCAAGAUCGUCCGCCUGACCCUCUUCAAGAUCCCCGAUCCGGCCCAUGUCCAGGAAGCCGUACAAAAGUACUCGACCCUGAGCCAAGAUGCCGUCAAAGACGGCAAGCAAUACAUUCAGAUGGCCGCCGCGAACCCCACCCAUGACGACCCCCGCUCCAAGGGAUAUACCCUCGUAGCCCGCACCGUCUUCGACAACAAGGAGGAUAUGGAUUACUAUGACAAUGAGUGCGCGGCUCAUGCUGGCAUCAAGGCCACGUUGAGGAGCAAGGUUGUCGAUGGACCGCCCCUCACCCUAUAUAUGGAUGCUUGAAGGCUCCCGGCAUAGGGAACGAAGCAGACUGUUGAAGGAGAUGGCUUUAGAACAUAGAGUCUAUAUCGUGGCGAGAAGUAUACACUGCGAACCGAAGGUGACACAUGCCUGGAAUAUCCUGCUUGCACAG
Trematosphaeria pertusa is the source of this 656-nucleotide messenger RNA. RefSeq lists its product as uncharacterized. The record is from RefSeq and is a predicted model, not a curated record. Lineage: Eukaryota; Fungi; Ascomycota; Dothideomycetes; Pleosporales; Trematosphaeriaceae. The transcript is spliced from 2 exons. Bases 212 to 526 code for a protein of 104 amino acids.